Molecule: messenger RNA, 2038 nt
Organism: Puntigrus tetrazona (Sumatra barb)
Lineage: Eukaryota; Metazoa; Chordata; Actinopteri; Cypriniformes; Cyprinidae
Gene: pomcb
Product: proopiomelanocortin b
Exons: 3
Coding region: 1067-1702 (211 amino acids)
Biological process (GO): neuropeptide signaling pathway
Cellular component (GO): extracellular region
Molecular function (GO): neuropeptide hormone activity
Source: RefSeq, a predicted model, not a curated record
UAUUCGUUUUAUUAGUUAUCCUUCAAGUUGAACAAAACAAAACGAGAUAACUCGCUGAAAUAAAGCGUUCCAUAUUUAUUGUUGUAUUUAGUUUCUUUUGUUACAAAGCAAUGAACACGUUUUCAUGGUUUUAGUUACUGCUGCUCCACGCAAGCCAGUUAUAUUUUCGACGGGCAUCACAUCCGCGUUACAAAAGCUCCUUUUAAUCACUGCAAGCGUAAGAGCAUCGCCAGACCUUGAGCAACCACGAUGCUGCUUUUAAUGACUUUCGAGUCUCAAGUGUUUAUUUUUUUCCGAACGACCGACAAUCAAAGUCACUCUCUUCUUAUUUUGCAGGGUGAAAAAAAAAUUGACUUAUCACAAGUUACCACGACAACACAGCAUUAGCUUUCCUCCGUUGUUAGUAAUUACUUUAGCUACCGAUGAACCUUGGGGCGUAAAUAGGCUAGAACAGACAAAGAGAAGGGAAACUAAGUUAGAAUGAUUGUUCGGCUCGAGCUAAGCACUUAAGGUAAUGCGCAUCUGGUCAGUCUGAUCGAUUUGCACGCCGCUUGUAUGCUGUUCCCAUUGACUGGGAAUGUGCGAUGUGAAACUACGUCAUUCCUCAAUUUCCUGAGUAUAGUUUUUUUUACUGUUUCCAGUUGUCUCAAAUGGCGAGUAACGGAACCGUGGCUUCCGAUCCAUAAUACACCCGCGUGUCGAAAACAGAGGUGCGACAAAGACCAAAAGGUAUGAAUGGUGGUUGUUUUUUUUUUUUUAAUAGUAAUUUCCUCAGAGCAUCCACCCCCUCCCCGCCUCGGCAGAGACCCACCUGAUCGUCUUCCAGCCUUGAGGGGCUGUCAUGCACCUGUGAGUAUAUAAGAGAGCAGAGCUCAUUCAGAAAAUAAGAGAGAACGAGAGAGAGAGAGAGAGAGAGAGAGAGAGAGAGGGAGAGACAUUCACACGCUCCAGAAAAAAAAAAGUGCAAACCCAGAGCAGUGGAGGUGAGCUUGAUAAGAGCUGGAGACCCAAAGAAGAGUCAAAGAGGAGAUUCAGAAGCACAGAACUCAUCUAUAGAUUCAGAAAGAUGCUCUGUCCUUCCUGGCUUUUGGCUGCAGCAGUCUUGUGUUUUCACAGUCCGCAUGUAGACAGCCGCUGCUUGGAUCUGAUGGACUGCAUGGACCUUAAAACUAACGAACAAAAACUGCAGUGUAUCAGACAGUGCAGAUCUGCACAAGAACCCUCCGAUCACGGCAGGGUUUCUUCAUCUGAACGGCAGAACAGCGAAGAAGAGGUUGAGGAAGAGAGCCUGAGUUUGGGUUUGCUCUUAUCGGCUCUGUCUCCUGAUUCAACCGAGCUCCAAGCCUCCACCGGAGAAGCCCCUCACGACGACGAGAGGAGGUCUUACUCCAUGGAGCACUUCCGCUGGGGCAAACCCAUGGGCCGCAAACGCCGACCCGUCAAAGUCUUCACCGGGAGCGCUCUGGACGAGGAGCCAGAGGAGUCGGCGGAAAGCGUCCGCGUCGAGAGAGGCCAGAGCGGCGGGAUGGACCUUCAGCAGAGGAACAACGCAAAGACCAGCGGGAAGUAUCGCAUGACCCAUUUCCGCUGGAACGCACCGCCUGACAAGCGCUACGGAGGCUUCAUGAGGUCGUACGCGGAUCAGUCCCACAAGGCCCUGCUCACGCUCAUACGAAACGCCAUCGUUAAAGACGUACAGUAAUUUAAAGAUGAGGGGAGAACGGACAGAAUCUGCGUCAAAAUAUUGAAAUGUGUAACAUGAAACAUUCAUUUGAGAGAGAAAAAAAAAAAAAACUUGGUUGAACCAAAACAAUAAAAGCAUAAAAUAUUGUCCGAUGUAGAUAAAAAAAAAUAAAAAAUAAAAAUAAUCACUCAUUGAAGUCAGGGUAUAUAUAUAUAUAUACUUUAUAUGCUCGACACCAUCACCUCCGGGAUUUAAAAAGCGAGAAUGUUCAGGAAAGCCAGGUAUUUGUCUACCUGAGAUAGUUUUACUGUAAUAUACUGUACAUGAAAUACAUUAAAAUGAAUUUGCAAUGUU